Iphiclides podalirius (scarce swallowtail) is the source of this 6381-nucleotide messenger RNA. The record is from the annotation of a GenBank genome assembly. NCBI's taxonomy places the organism in Eukaryota, Metazoa, Arthropoda, Insecta, Lepidoptera, Papilionidae.
AUGCCGGCGGCUUGGUUUCGCUUUAAUUACACGCGCGAAUGCGUGCGACGGGAAUGCGUCCGCUGCAAUGAGUGGCGCGGAUACGUGCGAGCCGCGAGCGCUGGCGUUGUUGGCAUUGCGGCGGCGUUGGCACUUGGCAGUUGGCACGGUGCCCGCGCAGCCGCCAGUGCCCGGAGAGCCGGCUCGACCGCCGCUUGCGCCGCGCCCGCCCCACGCCGCAACCGUCGCAACGUCAGGUGGCCUACGAGGUGUAAGCGUUGCUUUCGUGACUAUAAGGAGCACGGCGGCGGCCGAAAACGGGAAGAUGACUUUGCAGCCUCAACACCAAGUCUCUCCACUUGGAGCUCACCAGCCUCACGAAAUCGUGAUGAAGAUGUUCCAGCCGGGGAGAAAACAGGACGUGGCUGGGCUUCCAGUACAAACCUUAGCUCCAUCGAACCUUCCAAAAAAGACUCAUUCUCCACAGGCUUAAAUAAAACCAGUACCACAUGGACAUCAACACCAGAUCUGGCAAAUGACAAUGACUCCACAACCGCAGUCACCGUCAGCCUUAAGUUACCCAAACGACGAUCCACGGGUCCACUACCCGCCUUGGAUACUGGCCAGAAUGUCACAGACACGGUGUCAGUGCGUCGACCUUCGCCGUCACCACCCCCGGCAGCCGUAGCCAGCAUCACCAUCAACAAGAAUGACUCACUCGCCGAACGCGUCCGAAAGAUGCAACUAUUAAAAUCACAAAAUAGUUUUGAAAAGGAGUCAAGUAUAGAGAAGGAAAGAGAUAAAAGAAGCGCAUCCAGAAGUAAAGAAGAAGAGAAAUCAAUUAAAAUAAAAGAAGAACGGUCGUCAGCAACAGACGACGUUAAUUUUUUAAUUCAGGUUAAAAGUUCUCGAAAUGUGUCAUCGACUUCCAAACCUCCUAUUAGAGGCGGGCCUUCGCGUGAUAAAGACGAAACUUCGGACGAUGAUGCCAGCACCACCGGAACAAUAACAACAGAUACAACGCUCGUCGAUGCCAACAUAAAAGAUUAUCAGGACCAAAUAGAAAGUUUAAAACAAGAAGUGGACAUGCUUAAAAGAAGAUGCGAACGAGUGGAAAAAGAAAAAAGUGAUAUUCUACUUAGAAGAUUAGCUAAUAUCGAUACUGCUAAUAAAUAUACCACAGGUCGAUCUUCUGAAGUUCUAAAGUUGCAGCAAAAAGUAAACGAACUCAGUACACAGAAUGAAGACUUAAAAGACGAAAAAAAACAUCUUACACUUAGGAUUAGAGAGGUUGAAGCAGAACUUGAGUCACGGCCGUCGACGGAAGCACAGACAAAACAGAUCGAGCAAUUGCGAGCGAAAUUAUUAGCUGCAGAAACGUUAUGUGAAGAGUUAAUGGAUGAAAACGAGGACAUGAAAAAGGAGUUAAGGGAUCUUGAGGAGGAAAUUGAGGAAAUGCAAGAUAAUUUUAGAGAAGAUCAGGCAGAUGAAUAUUCUUCUUUGCGAAGAGAAUUAGAGCAAACAAUAAAGAACUGUAGAGUUUUAUCUUUUAAAUUAAAAAAGACUGAAAGAAGAGCUGAACAGCUAGAAGUCGAGAAGGCGGACCAAGAAAAGAAACUUUUAGAGUUAGUUGGUGGUCAGGAAGGGAUGCAGCGUGAAAAUCGGAUCAAGGAAUUAGAGCAAGAAGUCGCUCGUUCCACAGAAGUUUCGUUACGACUGCAACGCGACCUUGCAGAAGCCAAUGCAAAACUUGCCGCAGUAUCUGGUGCUCCUCCAGCCAACUUAAAGAAACACACACCACCCGCUGAUGGUCAAAAGGUUUCACGAUCGUCAUUAACACGUGGCGGCAGUCAGGAAGAUCCAGCUCAGCUAUUGCGAGACUUACAAGACUCGUUGGAACGCGAGGCUGAUUUACGCGAGCAACUACGCAACGCUGAAGAAGAGGCAAAUAAUUUGCGUAAAACUGCAUCAAGGGUUGAAGACGACAAUGAGUCAUUACUUCUACAGCUGAAGAAAAUGGCUACCAAAGCCAGAAGCCGAAAACUUUCUCCAACACCUCCAAGUAAUAGGCUCGCUAUUGAAGCACCUAAUGAAAAAGAUGAAGGAAUAUCUGAUGAAGAAGAUCCAGCAGAAUUACGACUUUUACUUGAACUUAACGAACAGGAGUCAGCAGUCUUACGACGAAAAGUCGAGGAUUUAGAACAGGAUAGAGAUACGUUAAAAAAACAAGUUAGGGAACUAACGGAAAAACUUUCAAGUCAAAGUAACAAACAAAAUACUAAUUCAUCCACUGGCCUAAGGAGAAGUACAGGAAAAGCAAAUAAUUUAGCAGAAGAAAAGGUUAAAGUUUUAGAAGAUGAAAUUGCCGAAUUACGAAAAAAAUUGAUUGAGAAAGAGAGAGACUGCGAAAGGCUACACGCAGAACUUACUCUUGCCCAAAAAAAACCAAAAGCUUCAUUAAUGAAAAGCAAGUCUCUCGAUGGGCCAAGUGAUUUGCAAAAUGUAGAUUUGAAAAGGCAACUGCAAGUUAUUGAACAAGAGGCAAAUGUUUUAAGAGCCAAAACACAAAGCCUUGAAGCGGAUAAUGAAAAAUUACAAUCGGAAAAUAAAAAAUUACAGCUGUUAAAAAAUACCAAAAAUUUUAAAUCUGAUAAAAAUUUAGAGCAAACUUCGGUAAAGAUUAAUCAAUUAGAAAAUGAAUUGAAGGAAGCAUUGGCAAAAAUAAAGGAUUUGGAAAAUAUUAAAGAAAAAGAAGAGAAGACUGAAAAAAAAGUGCGAUUUGGUACUGAUGUAAAUAAAAAAGAUAUUGAUAGCCUUAAGUUAAAACAAGAAGAAUUUGAUAAACUAAAACUAAAUUACAGCAAGAUAGAGAAAGAAAAAGCCAAAUUGCAAAUUUCACUAAAAGAAUUAAAAGAAGACGCAAUUAAAGUAUUUAAACCCAGGACUCCGAAAAAACCGACUGAAUUGACAACUAAAUUGCAAAUGAAAAAAAUGGUGGAAGAAUUAGAGAAUGAAAUAGGUGAAAUGUACGUUAUAAUGAAGAAUGCGGGUCUCAAUUCUCAAGAAAUUAGUUCCAAAGCCAAUUUAAAUAAGGAUAUUGAAGAGUUAAGGUCAAAACUGUCUCGCAAUGAAGCUGAAUUCAAAAAUGAAAAAAAUCGCCUUCAAACAGAAAUCGGAAAGUUGAAAGACCUCAACACAAAAUUGGAAGCAGAAAAAAAUACCUAUGUGGAAAAAUGCAAAGUCCUAGAAGUAGAAAACAAUAAGAUUACUGCCGAUUCUAAAACACUUGCAGAAGAAAAGAAAACUUUAGAGACUCAAAUCUCUAAACUAAACGCGGACUUAAAAAAGACUUCGACACAUCAAACUGCAAUGUCCGAUUGUAUGAAAAAAAUCGAAGACCUUAAAAAGGAAAUGGAUUCUAAAGAUAAAGAAAUAGAAAAGUUGAAAAAACAAAUAGACAAUAUUAAUAAGUUAGAGCAAGAUAAAAAUAAACUGCUCAAAGAGGUUGGUGACAAAACGAAAAAAAUCACGGAUUUAGAAAAAAAACUCAAGGACACCGAAGAAAAAUAUAAACGGAAUGAAAAAUUAUUAGCCACCCAAAAAGAUCGAGUGUCUAAGUUACAGAAAGAGGAGGAUACAAUAGGGGAAACAACUAAUCAGAAUAAUGACCAUCCAGUUUCGUCGACAGAACUUUUAGAACUUAAAGAGAAAUAUGAUAACUUAAACAAAGAAAUUCAAGACAAAGAACAAGAAUUAACAAAUACUAAACAAAAGUUAAAUAAAGUGGAAAAAGAUAAUUCUGAUAUACAAGAAGAAAUAUCUCGGCUGAAACUUCAAAUAAAUAAAUUUGAAAUUGAAAGAAAAGAGCUGGAAAAUAAACUUCAAGCGGAAAAAAAAGAGUCUAAUUAUUGGGAGAAGAAAACAUCUGAUCUUGAAAGUGAUUUACAGGUUGAGCGGAAAAAAAUAGAUCGGAUAAGAAUUGCUCAUGACAAAGAUAUCAAGAAUAAAGAAGCUGAAUUAGCUACUCUUAAAGGCAAAGUAAAAAUAUUGGAACAGAAUUUCGGAACAGGAGCAAAGAAAUUAACUGAUCUGAAACAAGAAUAUGAAGAAAACAUCAAAAAACUGGAGCAUUCGCUGGCUGUAGAAAAAGCAGAAUACGAAGAAUUAACGGGUAAAUAUGAAUUACUAGAAGAAGAACACGUAGUAACCAAAGCGCGACUUACUGUUGAGAAAGAACAAGCGCAAGGUGAACUGAUACAUGUACGAAAAGAAUUAAAUUCUGCACUAUCGGAACUAAAGAUGCUCCAAGAAAAACUGGAAACACAAACUACAAUUUUAAAUAAGGAAAAAUCUGAAUUACAGAACGAGAUAUCAUCACUGCAAGAAAGAUUGUGCGGUGGUGGAUGGGAAGUUGAAAAAGCACGACUCAACGCCCGCUUGGAACAGCGCGAGCGCGAACUUCGCGACGCGCACGACCAACGUGAUGUACUCUCCCAUCAUCAUGACCUCACUAAAAAAGAGUUAGAUGAAGCCCGUAAGAAACUAGAGGACUACGAGAAAGUUAGCAAAAUCCACAGGAAUUUAUCGGCAGACAACGUAGAAUUAGAACGCGAAUUGACCGCAUUGAAUACCAGAUUGGAGCAGGCAGAUAAAGCGAGGAAAUCAGAAUUAGCUGACACAAAAAUGAGAUAUGAAGGACAAAUGAACACCAUGCGAGAGGAAUUAAAAUCUCUACAUAAUCAGGUGUCUAGAUUUAGAAGGGAACGUGAUAAUUACAAACAAAUGUUGGAAGCAGCCCAAAAAACAAUGGACGAAUUGAAAAGUGGCGAAAAGAGACCACACCGAGCGUCUAUAUCAAGCACCGACGAGGAGGAGUAUCGAAACAAAGUCGCUGUUUUGGAACAGCAAAUGGCGUGUCUUGAAGAUGAACUGUGCGAGGCACGGCUGCUGUCUUCAAAACUCAAUACCGAGCUGGUCAGUGAGCGGUCACAAGCCGAAGUUAGACUGGCCGAGAUGCAGUCGCGUUUGAACGAAUACGAGGAGGAGCGUCUGAUGUCGUCAGGGCGGGCGCGUGUUGCCGGGCUCGCGACGCGAAUGGAGCUGGCGUGGCACAAAGAGCGCGAUGAGCAGCAACGGCUGUUGCAAGAGACGUCGACGCUGGCGAGGGACUUGCGACAGACGCUCUUCGAGGUGGAACGAGAAAGAGACAAGGAAAGGUUGGAUAUGAAGCGUCGGAUAGAACAGCUAAAGCGAACGACAGAAGAGGAGAUCGAAGAGGCCAAGAAAAAGGUGACGGAGCUGCAGUGCGACCUGCUCGAGCUUCGCGACGCGCACGCCAAGCUGCGCACCGCCAACGAGAAGCUCCGCCGCGACAAGGAGCGCCACGACCGCGACCGCGACCAGAACAGGCUGCUGGUCGCCUCGCUCAAGCGCGCCCAGCAGGAAGAUGACAGAGUUAUCAAUCAACUACUGGAGACUAUAGACGACCUGAUGAAACAAAGUCCUGAUUUGUUCCGCAACGAACCAUCAGUGAAGCCAGAAAAGAGUCUUAUGACACCAACACCACCAAGGCGCAACAGGUCGUCCAAGUCGCGGUCGCGGUCCGCGACGCCGGAGAGCGCGGAGGGCGCGGCGGGGGGCGCGGCCGCGACCGCCGCGCGCCUGCGACGCCUCACCGACGAGCUGCGCGCCUCGCGCAUCGCCGAGCGCACGCGCCGCCAGCAGACCGCCGGCGCGCGACGGGGCAUGACUGCAGAGCCGCGAGACUCCAUGUCAGUGACUCCAGCAAGCCGUACACCUUCGCGAGCACCAUCCCUCAAGAAACGUUCUGUGUCUCUUGAACAGACCACAAAAGAUCAAAGCUUAAUAUGGAUGUCAGUAGACGAAGGUAGCGUGUCAUCUAUGCAAUCGUUAGAUGGUGAUCCUGACUCACGCCUCUUUACUAUGCCGCGGGAUUCAAGUCUCGACAGCCGUUUAUCAGGCGGAUCAACGCAGAGCGAUGUGUUACCAACAGAAAAGAAAAAAAAGAAGAGCAUUUUUGGCAAACUCAAGAAACUUACAAAAUCACGCUCUGUGGACGAUCACGUAGAGAGCGCGGAUUUUAGACCGAUAAGCACUGUUUCACAGGGUUCCGAUUCCGAUAUGAGUGCCACAGGAAGCAAACGAGAUUUACGAGGCCGAAUUUCAGACAUGUUCAGUAGAAAAGGACAAGUAUCCCGCGCUAACAGUAAGGAACAGAGUCCAGAUCGCGCAAGUUCCGCGGCAAGUACGACGAGCACCACCAAACCGAUCCUGCGAAACGCCAGUUCCACCACUCUGCCACGCGCCUCUCCCGCUAAGCCGAACGACACGCGAGGACCGAGAGCUACUAGCACAACUCCAGGCACGAAGAGGAAAGGGAAA